This is a messenger RNA of Ananas comosus (pineapple), 1053 nucleotides long. RefSeq names its product chaperone protein DnaJ-like. Lineage: Eukaryota; Viridiplantae; Streptophyta; Magnoliopsida; Poales; Bromeliaceae. The record is from RefSeq and is a predicted model, not a curated record. The transcript is spliced from 5 exons. The coding region runs from base 150 to 800 and encodes 216 amino acids.
AACCUUCCCCAUCCUUCUUCUCUCUCCCGCCUUAAUCCCCUCGGGACGAGAUAUUUUCGCCUCCUCCUCCUCCUCUUCCUCUAUAUAUACGUCGCAACGCAGGGCGACAAUGGCGAUAGCGAUCGUAGUUGCAGGAUACAACGCCACGGAUGGGGACGGAGCAGCGCAACGGACGGCCCAGAUCGUACUACGCCGUGCUCGGCGUCGCCGCCGACGCCUCCCGCGCGGAGAUCCGCGCCGCUUAUCGGAGACUCGCCAUGAGAUGGCACCCGGAUAGGAAUGGGAGGGAGCCGUUCAUGGUGGAUGAGGCGAAGAGGAGGUUUCAGCUUAUACAAGAGGCUUACCAAGUGUUAUCGGAUCAGAAGAGGAGGGCAUUGUAUGACGCAGGCUUAUAUGAUCCGGUUCAAGACGAGGAGGAGGAGGUUGAGGGAUUUCACGACUUCAUGCAGGAAAUGCUGUCGCUCAUGGCUACCGUGAGGAGAGAGGAGACCCAGUGCAGCAUUGAAGAUCUCCAGCGGAUGUUGGAUGAAAUGGCCCAGAGUUUCGCCCCAACUCAACCUCCUACCUAUUGCUUCGGCGGCAAAGGGGCUUCUACAAACCCCAAGAGACCUGCCACCUAUUGCUUUGGCGGCAGAGGGGCUUCUACAAUCCCCAAGAGACCUGCUACCUAUUGCUUCGACGGCAGAGGAGCUUCUACAAACCCGAAGAGGCACUGCGACAGAAAUGAUGCAACGACCAGGUGGUGGUCGAGUUCGCAUGUGUCUGGGGUUGAUAUGUUCGGGCACGCUUCGUUUUGCUAAGAUUUCUGCACUAGAAGGCAGGAGGAUGAGAAUUUCAUUCUCAAGUGUCGCGAAGUACGUCGGACCCUGCAUGUAAAUGAAAACUGUUGAUUGCACUUGCCUCUGUAAACUUGCUGUUCUUGUACUGAUUGUGUGGAUGUUUGAAUUGCGGGUAGUGCAUCCAGCUUUGCUGAAAAGAGCAUGUUGAGACACUGGAAAAUAAGAUUGAUCUGUUAGUAAUCUAUAACUCAAGUUUUCUGCUGUUUUCUAUUUA